CACAAACUGGACUACAUCUCCCGGCAGGCUGUUCGGCUCCACGCGUGAGGCGGAGAGCUUCGUUUAGCAGCAUCAUGUCUGUGUUUAUGGAUUUAAACCUGAACUACACGACGGACAAGAGCAGAAUGCGGAGUCUGAUCGAGACAGCGGCCCACCUCGGUUUCUCCACGGUCGCAAUCAACCACGUGUUCGAACCCACGGCCAAAAAGAAGCAGGAGAUUCCGAGCCCGACGCUGAUCAAAGAGCUGAUCGAUGAGCUGCCCGCUGUGCAGGGUCGCUCUCGUCCAAUCAGAGUGCUCAACAGGUUGACCGUUGUGAUGUCCGACUCCAGUCACUUUAGGCCUAAUGCUGCAGAGUAUCGGGGGUUCGAUCUCCUCGCCGUCCAGCCGACCACAGAGAAACUUUUCCAUGCAGCCUGUAUGCUGUAUGAAGUCGACAUCAUCUGUGUCUCCGUCACAGAGAAGCUUCCGUUCUUCUUCAAGAGAGCGCCGGUCAACGGGGCCGUGGGCAGAGGGGUGGUGUUCGAGGUGUCGUACUCCGCGGCCAUCAGGGACUCCACCAGGAGGCGCUACACCAUCGCUAACGCCGUGUCCCUGAUGGAGAGCUGCAGAGGGAAGAAUGUGAUCCUGUCCAGUGCAGCUGAGAAGCCUCUGGAGAUCAGAGGACCGUAUGACAUCACCAACCUAGGUUUGUUGUUCGGGUUGUCAGACGCUGACGCUAAAGACGCCGUCUCCACAACCUGUCGAUCAGUUGUACUUCAUGCAGAAACCAGGAAGUUGGCCAGUGGGAUCAUCUACACCAUGAAGUCGUGCACGGAGUCCUCCAGCCUGCAGGGGGCUCCACCUGCUGACACAGGUGAAGCUCCGGCAGCCAAGAGAGCAAAGCCCCACCUGACGUAGUGAUUGACAGCUGAGGGAGGGAGGGGCUUCUCAGAGACCGUUUAGUAAACUAUUGACUGACACAAGAUCGAUCAAUCAAUUAAAAAAAAGCAUAUUUUCCUUUUGUCCACACUGUUACUCCAGAGACAUCUGAUGUAUUUUUAUGCAAUGAUUUGCAUGUUUCCUCCGUUAAUAAACAUUUCACUUAUUGUUAGUCACCAAGUCUGAAAAAGAGUCAAGUUUACAGAUGAUAGCAUCUCAUUAAAGGAGGUUAGCGGUUAGCAUCCGCUGUUCUCACGCCUUGGUCAUUAGAGACCCAACUGGUUAAAAUGACGUCUUUUGAUGAUUAAUAAAUAACAUGAAACACUG
Messenger RNA from Gasterosteus aculeatus aculeatus (three-spined stickleback), 1247 nucleotides. RefSeq names its product ribonuclease P/MRP 30 subunit (gene rpp30). Gene Ontology annotation, cellular component: ribosome; nucleolar ribonuclease P complex. Gene Ontology annotation, biological process: translation; tRNA processing. Gene Ontology annotation, molecular function: structural constituent of ribosome; RNA binding. Lineage: Eukaryota; Metazoa; Chordata; Actinopteri; Perciformes; Gasterosteidae. The record is from RefSeq and is a predicted model, not a curated record.